This is a messenger RNA of Brettanomyces nanus, 312 nucleotides long. RefSeq lists its product as uncharacterized. The coding region runs from base 1 to 312 and encodes 103 amino acids. The record is from RefSeq and is a predicted model, not a curated record. Lineage: Eukaryota; Fungi; Ascomycota; Pichiomycetes; Pichiales; Pichiaceae. The transcript has a single exon.
AUGGCUGCCUCAAAUAUUGUGAAUGUAUUGCACCAGCCGGAAAAAUCCCGUGUAUUGACUGGAGAAGAAGCUAAGGACUGUAUUCCAUGCCAGGUCAUGGGAGCUUUCACUGCAAUGGCAGCGGGUGGAUACUUUUCGUCCGGUCACUUAUUCAAAAAUGACAAAGAUUUAGUGAAAAAUCCAAAGUGGUGGAGGCAGUCAAUCAAAUAUUUCGGUUAUGGCUUGAUAGCUCUUGGUGUGUAUCGUGGAGGUCAAGGAUGGUUAUGGGACAAAGAUAGGGAGUAUAAGGAAGUGAAAUUCUUGUCAAAAUGA